UGACUUUGAUGAAGGGCAAAGCUUUCUUUGCAAAACGUUGCAUUUCUUGACGGCUUCUCAUCUGCUGCACUACUCCAACAGUAGUAGCUUUGAGGUUCUUCUCUGCAUCCUCACUUCCUGGUGGAGCUUCUCAGCCAAUUGUGUCAUGGCUAGAACUAGAAGUGGUGGUUCCCGAAUGAAGAAACCCUGCAAGUGUUGCAGAAGAUACCUGGACCAUUUGGAGGGGAAGAAUCAACCUAUGAGCUAUUUCUUCAGGCGUGUGGAUGCUAAUUCUAGACAUAGAAUGAUCAUACCAAACAGGUUUGUGAAGCGUUUUGCAGGAAAGUUGUCAAGAAUAAUCAACUUGGAAUCCCCUAAUGGCGGGCUGUAUGAUGUUGAAGUCAAAGAGCGCUAUAAUAAGACGGUGCUUCAGCGUGGAUGGGAGGCAUUUGUUGAUGCCAAUCGCGUCCAAGAGAAUGACUUCCUGCUCUUUCAUCAUAUUGAGAAAUCUCGGUUUGAGGUUCUGAUCCUUGGUUCUGAUGGUUGUGAGAAAGUUUUUCCUUGUGCUGGCGUCAGAAACACACCAAGUAUUCAAGAACGGAGUUUGGAUUCAGUUGACAUUUCAAGCAGCUCUUGCCAUGAAACCACAGAAUCAUCUGAAAGUGAAAGAUUUGCGAGGUGUGGGAGGAGUAGCUCCAGUCACCGUCGGAGAAUGGCUGCAACAUCCUCGUCCUUUGAGGAGUCAGGAGAAGACACUCCUUCUAGAAACAAAUCUUUUGAGUCUGGUGAUGAUCUUCAGACACCCCCCAGGGAUGGUUAUGUUUUAUCAUGUAGAAGGUAUCUAUCUGAAGCACAAAAGGGGAAAGUAAUUGCACUUAUCCAAAAAAUCAAACCUGAAGUCACUGUUUUUGUAUCAAUCAUGCGGAAGAGCAAUGUCCAAACCUCGGGCGCCUACUUGGUUAUUUCUAAGGAAUAUGCAUUGGCACAUUUUCCACACGAAACCACAUUUCUCACACUUCAGAGGCCAGGCAAAAGCAAGAAGUGGCAUCCCAGAUUCUACAUAAGAAACGACAGAAGAGUGUACAUGCUUAGAGGGCAGUGGUUAGACUUUGUGCGUGACAAUCAUGUGCAGGAAGGGGAUAUAUGCCUCCUCCUACCAGCAAAGAGUGGGAGAAAGUUCAUGUUGACGGUCUAUCUACUUCGUGCAACAGACACUUGUCCAAGGGGUGGAAGCGGAACUGUUGGCUUCCCAAGGGUUGGCCCAUUCCAUGAUAGAUCAAGUGCGGAGAUGACUUCUGUAGUUCAUAUUAAGGAGGAGUCGACAGAUGGAGAACAUGUUUCCUCUGAGAGUAGCAUGAAAGAAGUUUCUGAUGGAUCCCUGAACAGCAAUGACUCUGGAGGUCCUUCUGAGGAGUUGACAGAUGGAGAACAUGUUUCCUCGGAGAGUAGCAUGAAAGAAUUUUCUGAGGCUUCCCUGAACAGCAAUGACUCUGGAGGUCCUUCUGACCCUCCCUACAUUCUACCAGCCAUGAGCUGCCUAUCUAAAUCUCAAAAGAAGAUCGUUGAAGCGAAAGUGCGAGCCAUCCAAUCCGAAGUUCCCAUCUACGUAGUAAUAAUGAAGAGGACCAGCGUUGAUGUCACUCAUAAUAAGAUGCUAGAAUUUGGUACACAGUACGCCGCUGCACAUCUUCCGGUUAGAGAGCAAACCAUGGUGCUCCAGUGCAACGCGAAGAUAUGGAAUACGAAAAUGGAGAUUCGUAAUGGCCACAGGUUGUUUCUGAGGGUAGGUUGGCCCGAAUUUGUUCGUGAUAACAGUCUGCGAGUUGGUGACAUCUGUCUCUUUGAACUGAAGAAGAAUGAGAGAGAGCUUACCAUGGAGGUCCAAAUUAUCUCCAGGGAGCAGUUUUAGCUUGAAUUGAAGUAGAAGGAAAUGGCGCCCCUGUUAUUUCUGUUGGCUAUUUUGCUUGUUUUGUACUCUGAAAUUAACCGUGCCGGAAGAGGUCAGAAUUCAGUUUGUCUGCCUAAUUCUCUGAUGGCCAUCCUGAGACUUAGGAAACUGGCCCUUAAUAAAUAGUUGUAUAAUCUAACUAGUUUAAUCAGUUACA
Setaria italica (foxtail millet) is the source of this 2084-nucleotide messenger RNA. RefSeq names its product B3 domain-containing protein Os03g0619600. Gene Ontology annotation, molecular function: DNA binding. The record is from RefSeq and is a predicted model, not a curated record. NCBI's taxonomy places the organism in Eukaryota, Viridiplantae, Streptophyta, Magnoliopsida, Poales, Poaceae. Bases 146 to 1888 code for a protein of 580 amino acids. The transcript has 8 exons.